AUGUGCCCUGACCAGGAAUUGAACCAGUGACCUUUUGCUUUGUAGGAUGACAUCUGACCAACUGAACCACACUGAUCAGGGCAAGAUAAGAUUUUUUUGAUGGCAUGUCACAGGAUACUGAUACUCAGAGAGAUGAAAGGCAGAAUUCUUUCUUUCUUACAUCUCCAAAGGACAAGCGUCUUCCACAGGAGGGGGGUGCACCUGAAGUAGCAUACUAGUUUUCAUGAGGUCCCUCUGGGCAUAGGGACUGUCCCUAGUUGUCUGGAACUGCACCUGACCCCUAAGUGUGGGAGCCCAAUAAGGGGACUGGGGGCAUGUUUAGUGGCCCCAGAGAGAAGACUCCUGAUGAGGGAGGUAGUUGGGGUGGGAGUUUAGCAAACUGCCCAAGAAGGGCAUAGAAAAGGUUUUUAGUCAUAACUUCCAAACUAGGUCAAGACAGCACUUCUAAAAUAUUAUAUUACAUCAUAUAAAUGGAAUAAUACCAUCUGUGGCCUUUUGUGUGUGGAAGGUGGGUUUCACAGAGCAUAAUGUCUCCAAGGUUCAUGUACAUUGUUGCAUGUAUUAAUAUUUCAUUCUUCUUUAUGGCCAAAUAAUAUUUCAUUGUGUGUAUGGACCACAUUUUGUUUAUCCAUUCAUCAGUCAAUGGAUAUUGGGUUGUUUCCACCUGUUUGCUCUGGUGAAUCAUGCUACUAGGAACAUUCAUAUACAAGUGUUUUUUUUUUUUUUGAACACCUAUUUCCAGUUCUUUCGAGCAUAUAUCCAGGAGCGGAGUUCCUGGGCCAAAUAUGAUAACUAUGUUUACUUGUUGAGGAACCAUCAAGUUACUUUCCCCUUUAAUGUUGAACCCCAUCAAGCAAACAGACAAGUAGAGAGACUAGUCUAAUGAAGCCCAGGUACCCACCUCUCAGGGCUGGCAGUGGUCUCUAGCUCACUUUAUUUGCUUGUUUGCCUCUCUGUCUCUCUAUCUCUCUGUCUCGCCCCUUUGUUUUUGCCAAAUAUUUUAAAGUAAGUCUGAAGGCCAUUUUUCCCUCCAAAUGCCUCAAUGUGCAUAUCUUUACAAGGACAUUUUCUUCCAUGGCUCAGUGCCAUUACUGAUCCAACACAUGAGCAGCAGUGGUCCCCACUGUCCUCUGAGAGUUGCUCCACAGUUGACCCUCCAUACUCCCCAAGGCUUUCCACUCCUCUUUUGUUCAUGCCAGGAUCUCAUCAAGGACUCUGCUGCACUUGGCUGCUGGCUCCUUACAUCUCUUUUCAUCUAUAAUGGUCUUCCUCUGUAGCCUCCUCUUUCUCCCAUGAAACUAAUUUGCAAAGGAGACCAAGGAACAGCUCAUCUUCUGGGUUGGGCUGAUUGCUUCCUUGUGAUGUCUUUAUCUGUCCCAGAGAUGCCCUGUAAAGUGCAAGUUAGGUCCCAAGGCUGCAUUAGAAUCAGGUCAGGCUUUGACAAGAGCCCUCCUGGGCCACCUGAGCACUCCCCAAAGGUAUGUGCCACCACUGUUAGUUUAGCUUUCUCUCAUGACCAGUAGUAGCCCGGGAAGACAUUUUGAUAUCAAAUGGAUGUUGUUCUUCCUCAUUCUUUCAUCUAAUGGUUUUAGCCACUCAACCUUAAGGGAUUCUUUCUCUCUGAUUAAUAUAAACUUCUUCAUCAGAUACAUGAAUUUAUUUAUUCUGGGCCAGUGUUGACUGACAGCUCAUCACAGAGGAUAAGGGAUUUAGGGGCAAUUUAAAUGCUUUGGGGACUCUGUCCCAUUGCCCUCUCUCCUGUUGUACAAACAAGUUGUGCUCACCCAGAGGAGCAUAAGAAAUAGUCUGAACCCAUGUGCCCACCAUCCACAGCCUUGUUCCUCUGCUGCUCUGCCUAGGACUUCCACCUUUUGGUCUCCAGUUGGGUGAAAAUUAUAUGCUUAGAGCAAACUUUCUUCUUCUCCACUGUAUUCUGGCAUUAAGAACUGAUGUGGAGAAAUCUGAUAAUGUCCACUUUGUCAGUGACACACUCUUCCUGCCUUUAGUGUGAGCCCUGGCUCCUUCUUGUCCCCAAAGGGCCCACAUGGUCUCACCUUCUGCAACAGACAAGUAGAACGAUUAGUUGCAACCUUCUGCAACACCCACCCACACCCCACCCCCACCAGUUUUCAACACCACAAACUAUAGGCUAUCUGCACUCAGGCUAUCUAAGUGCUAGAUAUGGGCUGUGCCCUUGGCCUGAACCUCUCCUUACUUAACAACCUUCAGCUCUUAGCCUGAAUGUUACCUCUUCAGAGAGCACCCCUCCACCAGCUAUUAUCCCUUCAUUGUGCAGUUCACCAGCCUGAUCUUUCUCUUUCCCUUGAAAGAAAGUAUAUUUGCAUGUAGAGGUGGUAUGUUUGGAGUUUUUCUGUAAGAAACCUGACCUGAGAGGAAAAGAGGUUGACAGUGGAGCUCCCAGGGAUGGCUGAAAUGUUGGGGUCAGGGAUACUGCUCACAUGAGAAGAGGGCCAAGAAAAGAAGGAAAUGAGAAAAAGAAAGGAAAGAAGAAACACACUCCAUUGAAAGCCUGGUUAGCUGAGCCUAGCAUGACAAGGGAUUAAAUCUGUGUUUAGUGGUCCUCUACAUGGGUAAGGAGAGGGGAUACAAGCUCAGUUUGGGAAAGUGUUGUACAUUGAAUUGUGUCUCCAGUAGCUGUGAAUAGGACCUAAUUUGGUUGAGACUGUACUGGAGUGUGUGGGCCUCAUCUCACACCUGGCUCUUUCCACUUCCCUUAGCUUCUCGGUGCUCCUGCCAUGGCAGCCAUUCUCCUGACGACCAGACCCAAGGUGCCAGUGUCUUUUGAGGAUGUGUCUGUGUACUUCACCAAGACAGAAUGGAAGCUUCUGGAUAUCAAACAAAGGAUCCUCUACAAGAGAGUAAUGCUGGAGAACUACCGCCAUUUGGUGUCACUGGGGCUUUCAUCCUCCAAGCCUCACCUGGUCUCCCUGUUGGAACGAGGGGAAGGGCCCUGGGCAGCUGACAUCAACAGGACAAGGGCUGCCACAGGGAUACAGACAGGUGAAAGGAUCAAGAGCCAGACAUUAAGUUCCAAGGAGAAAUGUUGUCCAAAAGAAUUUGCAAGAACCAAUCUUCAGGGUGGCAGCAAGAGCCAAGUAGCCAGGCUGCCAGAGGAAACACUUGAGCAGAGACAAAAGCAUGCUCAUUCUCCAGAGACAGGUUCCAGCAGGGGUGACCGUCACAGGGAGAAAGACCAAGGCAGCUCCUUGAGUAAGGAAAGAGAGAUGGUGCAGAGAAGUACCCACAGCAUUAGGCAGAAUUUGGUCUCAAGGCAACAGUGUUCCAAAGGUACAGAGAAGCGGUACCUGUGCCAGCAGUGUGGGAAAUCUUUCAGCCGGAGCUCCAACCUCAUCAAGCACCGCAUAAUCCACAGUUCUGAGAAGCCCUAUGAGUGUUCUGAGUGUGGGAAACUCUUCCGGCGCAGCUUUGCCCUGCUGGAGCACCAGCGUAUCCACAGUGGAGAGAAGCCCUAUGUGUGCGAUGAGUGCGGGAAGACCUUCACACGCAGCUCCAACCUUAUCAAGCACCAAAUUAUCCACAGUGGUGAGAAGCCCUACAAGUGCCCAGAGUGUGGGAAACUCUUCCGGCGCAGCUUUGCCCUGCUGGAACAUCAGCGCAUCCACAGUGGCGAACGGCCCUAUGAGUGCAGUGAGUGUGGGAAGGCCUUCAGCAGGAGCUCCAACCUCAUUGAGCACCAGCGUACCCACAGUGGCGAGAAGCCCUACACAUGUAGCCAGUGUCCAAAAGCCUUCAAGGGUGUCUCUCAACUCAUUCACCAUCAGCGCAUCCACAGCAGGGAGAAGCCAUUUGAGUGCAAGGAGUGCGGGAAGGCCUUCCGGGGGCGCUCAGGCCUCAGUCAGCACCGCCGGGUGCACAGUGGUGAGAAACCCUAUGAGUGCAGUGAGUGUGGGAAGACGUUCAGCAGAAGAUCCAACCUCUUCAAGCACCAGGCAGUUCACAGCGAUGAGAGGCCCUACGAGUGUCAAGACUGUGGGAAGGUAUUCCGGAGCAGCUCACUCCUCCUGGAGCACCGGAGGGUGCACGAGUGUGAGAAGGCCUGUAGCAAGAGUGGUGAGAGGCCCUGCACAUGUGGCAAAUGUGGCAAGUGUGGCAAGGCCCUUAAGAUGAAAUUGCAGCUCCGUCAGUAUCAGAAAAUUCGCCAUGGAAGGAAGAAUUUGGAGGACAGCGACUGUGAAAAAGUGCCAGCCUCUUUGGCCCUCAAAAGUCCCAUUGAAGAGCCCCACCCUGCAGAUGAGAAGCAGGGAAUAGAUUCUGAAUUCACAGCUGCCCACAGUGCUAUCUGACAAGGUUGUCCAUGGGGAAUCUGGGCACCCUGCUCCCCUCCAUUCUGUCAUUGAUGAUGCAGUUGAGGCAGGGACUUCACUGUAGCCUCUGCCAUGGGCUAAUUACAGGCUUCCAUGUAUGUGCACAGGUAUGCAUACAUGUAGAGCCAAUGCAUGAGCUGCUGCAAGAGCUCCUGAAUGCCCAUCAGGACUUUGUGCUUAUGAGCAGGAGGAAACCUGUGAGUAGGGCCACCCCAAGGGCACAAGUACCUUGAGUUAAGGAGAGAUGGUCUAUUUUCUCUCAUGGGGUCAUUCACUUCACCCCAAAACUUGUUAGCAUUUCCAGGUUGAAGAUACUAAAAGCACUUUAAUGCUUUAAGAGCUUAUAAGUGGAAGGAACUUGAGGGAAUUCAAAAUUGUGAGCUCUACAAGUAGGCUGUGGCCUGACUGUGACAUCCCCAAAUUUCAUCAAGAAAUGGUCUGAAAAUGGGCUUGGGCAAAUGCUCUUGUGGACUGCUUGUGCCUGCAUUGUCAACCUCUGCUCUGUGAGAAGGCACAGGACACCCUGCUAUCAUGUUGAGCAGUGAUCCGUUCUUUUUCCUGGCCAUUUGUCUUUGUACCUGAAAACUACAGCCUUCUAUGUGUGUCCCCAGUUGCUGCUUCUCAGAGGAGCAGCACCCAAGGCCCCAUCUUCUUAGAGCUCAGAGCUUGGGAGCGGGUGUAUGGGGAAUGGUUGCCCAGGGGCCUGCAUAGAGGAUGAGGCCCAGGGCCUCAGCAUCUCCUCCCUGGAGAGAAGCCCUUUUGCUCUGGUCCCUUAAAGCAGCAGGCUCCAGGCAAGACCACUGCAGCAUUGCAACAUCUGCCACCAGCUGCCCUGCUGCCUUUGGUCUCCUCCCUGCCCACCAGACCCUCAGGCUUGCCCCACCUGCUACAUUCUGUCCCUCCCACCCCACCAGCAAAGGCCACCCUAGCUUCUCUGUCCUUCCUCCCCACCCUCAGUGCCUAAAGCUUCAAACUUAGCUGCUCCCCACCCCCACCCAAGCAGCCACCCUUUGUGGCUUGUGCCCAUCAGGAAGAAAGCAAGACGGGUUAAGAAUUUGCACAGAGGGUGCCCAAUUGUGGUUCUCUCAUUGGAUCUGUCUUCACAUGACAUUUCUUAAAAUAUUGGAGGUUCAGUUGCUUUGAAUGUUAUAUGUAAGUUGGGAUAUGUUAUAUGUAAGUAUGGGAUAAUGUAAGUUGAAGAUUGGGAUUUUUGCCAUAUGAGAGUGUCAGGGAAUUGCUCCUGGAACAAGAUCCCCCCGCCCAACCCCUGCCAACCCUUUGAGAAGUACUCAGACAACAGAAAAGGACCUCACCUCCUGAAGCCUAACACAUGAUUAGUGUGGUGGCAAGCCUAGUUACUAUUCUCACUCCUCCCCCUUAGCCCUGUGGAAACAGAGCAGACCCUUCAAAUAGCACUUUACUGCAGGCUAAGAGAGGUUCUCAAGGAGAAAGCUCACACUGGCCAAGAGGCAGCUGCUGGCAGGCUCUGUCCUGUUCCAUCUGUGCUGUCCCUAGAGCUGGACCCAGGAGUUAUGCCCCUUAGUACUCUCAACCUAGCAUUCUGGUUGGCUUGCCACCUCCUUCCAGCCCUCUUCACUCCCAGGGGCUCUGGUCUGUCAUACGGAGCACCUGAGGACAGACAGAUGAUAGAUGUUCUGCAGGCCACCCACUGGGCCUCCAAGGAGCAAGCUUACCUUCUCUGCAAGACAGGGGAGGAUCAAAGACCCAUCAGAAGAAGGUGGGAAGACCUGAAAGUACAGGAUUCCUUCUGAACAUGCUGCUUGGAGCUCCAAUUGCUAAGACAACUCCAGAAGUGAGAAAUAUAAGUGUAAGUGUAAAUAUAGGUGUUUUAUCUAGAUAUAUUGAAAGGAUUUUCCAUACCUCUGACUUAUGGGAAGUUCUUGUAAUUUGCUCUUAUCUCACAGCUUCCUUCACUGAGCCCAUACCACCUCAUCCUUUGAUUGCCUUCUGCUCUGUGUUAUAUUCAUGUUUGUGCCCUAGUUGCCAAGCCCAGUGCUUGGUAAUUAGUAAAUGCUUGUGAAAGGAAUAUUGCCCCGUUAGCACAUUGAACUCAGGUUUUAGACUGUAGUCAGCACCGGCCUUACCUUGAGGCAGUUGAAAGUCCCUGCAGCUUCAGGUUUUCUAGUAGAAAAAGAAGUAGUGGGAGCAGUGUCUGAAGUCCAUGGAGAGGUCAUUGGGAAAUGUGUGUUUUCCAAGGCACGGACAAUCUUUGCUGCAUUUGGCAUGGAUUCAGGAAACCAAUCCCCAUGCAGGGCAGGGCACAGUGGCAGGAGGCCUUGUGCUUGGAUUCCAGUCUUGUUCAACCAUGCCCUGACCAGGACUGGGGCAGCAGCUGCCACAUGAUGGGAAUUGGAAAUAGUGAACAAUUUUGCUCUUAACAAGCCAGUCAGUUACCAGAUUUUAAUAAAGAAGGCUUGGAUCUCCUCAUUGGUCAUUACUAGAUGAGCUAACUUGAUUUUUUUUUAGAUUUUAGAAACUUUUAUUUAUUUUUAAGCUAAUUUAAUUAUUAGUGUGAACUCCUUUUUUCACAUUGGAACCCACAGGCAAAGAUGACUAGGUCGGGGGAGGGGGUAAUGUACAGGUAGUUUAAGUAAAAAGUAGAUUUUCCUGGAGAGAUGCUAUGCACUUUCACUCUGGUUUUAGAGUGCCCUGAUGCUUACCCAGAUAAGUGACAUUUACAAUAACAAGACAUUGGGUCAGCUCAUGGCACAUCUGAGUCUGUAGGCUGUUUGACCUUUGAACCUUUGGGCACUUUUCAAGAGCUAUUUAAAUACUAUGGCAGUAUCCCCAUGUACCAGUAACUGGUAGCUAUCAGAUGGUUUAAAGUAACCAGAUACCAGCUAGGUUAGAGGUGUCAGGAAAGACAAUAAGCAUGGAAUUAUGGGGGAAAGCUAAAGCUGCUGUGUUUGGACAUCUUUCAGCCCCCUGCAUAAAUAAAGCAGAAACCCUUGAGAGCCAGCUGUGUAGGAAUCAGGGGCAGCCACCUGAAGCUGGUCAGACACCAUGACUCUGAGACCAGGAAGGGUCAAGCACCACAUCAGUCCCCUGAGAAACACAAUUCUGUUGCCAUUCUUCAGACAACAUGGAAGUGUCCACACUCAUCACUGUGGGUACACUGGCCUCGUGUAGCCCUGUAGAGAGGGUAGCUCCAUCUUCAAUCUCCCAUUGUUUGCUUCUUGACCUCUCUGUAGAGGGACUCCAGCAUGGAUACUCUUCUGUCCUGUAGGCCCAGGACAGAAGACUCUCCCUGACUUUGCCUGCUGGUGGUACCUCAGUCUCUUUCUACCUUCCUGUUCCCCCAGCGAUUCUUGGGGUCCUUGGCCCUUCCCUCUGCCCUUUAUGUCCAAUGGUCAUUGAGCCACCAGAUACUGUCCAAUGGCAAUUAUGGUUGGCCCAGCCCCAUCUGCCCCCUCAUGUGGCCCCUCAUGUGGCCUUGUGCUGGGCUAAUGGCAACAUCCAUGUCUGGGGCCCUAAAUAGGUCUGGGCGCUUAGCUCUUUCCAAUCAUGGCUGGUAUACUAGGAUGUUAGAGUGCCUACAAGAGUUUCUCUGCUUGGCAAAGCUGCCAGGUGACUUCAACAAAGAAAUAAACAAAAGCUGUUUUCCCUGAGAGCAAGUGGCUGGAAUCCCAGACUUGUUUCCAAGGGAGGAGAAAGCAGGUCUGAGAAAGGGGCUCUUGGAGGUUUCAUUGCCAUUGCCACUCAGCAUCCUUAGGUCCCAAAUGUUUACUGAAUGGUUUACUCUCACUCCUGAAUGUGUUCUCACUGGCAUUAUGGCAGCAUGGUUACAGCAGGAUGCUGGUUUCAGAGCUGACUCCCAUGAAGCAUCUAGGACAAGCCAGGACCCCAAAUCUUUACUCCUUUACUCAGCCAAGGGGACACAGCAGACUUUCAGCUAGGGGUGCUAAGUGUACACCUUGUUAGGUAUUAAAGCAUGACAAGUUGUGUCUCGAGGCUAGGUAGGAAUAAGUGCCAGGUGAGCUCUCAAGACAGGAAGUAGAGGUCAAGGGACUUCCAGCAGUAGGGUGGAGAGAGGAAGGGAGGGCACAUGGUGUGUUAGGGAACCCUACAAGGGCAGAGGGCUUGCUGUAGGACAGUUAGAGGUGAAAGGUCAUUAGAACCAGAGUGCAGAAGCCUGGGAUGACAGAGGAAGAAUUUUAGACUCUAGCUAGUUCCUGAUGAGAAGCAAUUUUUACUCUUUAUUGUUUUUAUUUUUUAAAGAUUUUAUUUAUUUUUAGA
Phyllostomus discolor (pale spear-nosed bat) is the source of this 8603-nucleotide messenger RNA. RefSeq names its product ZFP92 zinc finger protein (gene ZFP92). Gene Ontology annotation, molecular function: DNA-binding transcription repressor activity, RNA polymerase II-specific. Gene Ontology annotation, biological process: negative regulation of transcription by RNA polymerase II. Bases 2757 to 4325 code for a protein of 522 amino acids. NCBI's taxonomy places the organism in Eukaryota, Metazoa, Chordata, Mammalia, Chiroptera, Phyllostomidae. The transcript has 4 exons. The record is from RefSeq and is a predicted model, not a curated record.